This is a messenger RNA of Plasmopara halstedii, 1207 nucleotides long. RefSeq lists its product as uncharacterized. Bases 278 to 688 code for a protein of 136 amino acids. Lineage: Eukaryota; Oomycota; Peronosporomycetes; Peronosporales; Peronosporaceae. The transcript has a single exon. The record is from RefSeq and is a predicted model, not a curated record.
AGUACCGCCGGUCUGACAAGAAGCGACAGGCUUUCGGCCAACACAGGAAUCACGGAUUGUCAAGUUCUAAAGUGCUGACACCUUUGCAUUCGUCUAACGCUUCGUUCCGCUCGUUUAAAUUCUCCAACGCACAUGCGUCGCAACUUCAAGCGCAUCGUGGUGUGCCGUUACGUUCGCCGCAUUUUCUUUCGAACUACCCAGCCGUUACUAAAAAGUAUGCAACGUGCCUCUUCGCGCGCAAUGCUGUACAUGUACCAGUAAGGCCCCUCAGCUCGGUAUGGGAUCCCCCACCCGUGGCUGUUGGCAGUGCCAAUAUAGUUGGUGCCGAAACUCAUCCAAGUGGGCCUCUUUAAAUCAAAUCAGUCUUGGGCAGCUGUACCACAAUGCGUACCCACUAGUCGUGCAUACUGCUCGAACACUGAUAGUGAAGGUGCACAUGCAAGGCUACACUGUCAGCCUGUCGGACAGUGCAGUAAAUUCUGUUUUUGGAGCCUUAUCAGUCGCAAGUUGCGGGACGCAACUGUCUCGAACUCAGAAUGAGCGCCCCUCUGCGAGUCGUGUGCUGUCCACUCAUCUCUUCUUGUGCCCCUUCAAAGAGCUUUGCUAUAAGAACAACACCGGCUGCUCAGAGAUGUGUGUCACGCUGAGUUUGCAGUUUAAAGCAAAGCUUUUCAAGAUUUUGUUUUAACCAAUCAUUAAACACAAUCGAUGAUUUAUUCCCUUAUAGGCUACAGCAGAACUUUCCGCGAAUCAGUGGGGCCGUAGUACUGUAUAUUGUGAUGCUUACAGUACAAGCAUCAAGCCCACCACACCCACACGCCAUCGUAAAUAAUAUGGCCUCCAGCAGAUGGCACCGCUCGGCUAUCCAUAUGCAUGGCUGCAUGGUCAGGCAAAUAAAGACUUUUAUUUAGUUCAAGCCAACGGCCGCUGCCUGCUGCGACUACGAACACAAGUCCGUCGAGUAUUGCAUGUAAAAUGUAAUACCCCUACAGCGUACAACGAUUAGCUUAGUUCCGCUAAGUAACUGCAGAGUUGUAGCAACGUCAGGCGUAUGCGGGAAGGUAUGCUUUUCUGUACAACACAUAGUACUAUUAUUAUCCGCGGGUUGGGCCCUCUUUCUGGCUUCCAAUAAAUUAUUAGGACUUUGUAAUAACUUCAACGACGACGGGUCAGCCCGAGCGCGAACCGUGGAAGAACACUCUUCAUC